Penicillium coprophilum is the source of this 1134-nucleotide messenger RNA. RefSeq names its product putative transcription regulator PAB1642. The coding region runs from base 1 to 1134 and encodes 377 amino acids. The record is from RefSeq and is a predicted model, not a curated record. The transcript has a single exon. Lineage: Eukaryota; Fungi; Ascomycota; Eurotiomycetes; Eurotiales; Aspergillaceae.
AUGUCAAACCAAGGCCCCCUAACAUCCUACCUGCUAUCAAGCACCCCCAAUGCCCUCAAACGCGCAACAAACCACCCCUUCCUCGCCUCCGCAGGCCGCGGCACUCUCCCAAAAUCCCAACUAAGCCAAUGGCUCUCCCAAGACAGGCUCUACGCCCAAUCGUACAUUCGCUUCAUAGGCCUCCUCCUCUCGAAAAUCCGUCUCCCGACUCAAAACCCAACUUCCCCGGGCCCACACACCCCAACCCCAGAACACAACGCCAUAACAGUCCUCAUCGACGCCCUAGUCAAUAUCCGCACUGAACUCGCCUUCUUCGAGAAAACCGCAAAUGACUACGACCUAGACCUUACAGCUAUCUCCGCUGAAGAAGGUGGCUGCACGCUUACUUCCUGCGGACUGGGCUCGGAUAUUACUACCUCGGCUGGUAUCUCUACCAGUGGCUCGGGGAGUUGUCCUGGUAUUACGGGUGGUGAGGGCGAAGGACCACGACUGGGAGACGGGAACGGGGGUGGUGAUAGUGCCGGUGGGGCUUGUGUUGCGUCGACGGAUGAGUCGAGUAUCGCACCUGGUCAUGGACUGUGUCUUAGUCAGGGGGAAUGUCAGAUGCCUUCUGGUGGGGUGAUCUGUACGCCUGGGGCUCAGUUCAAUGAGUCUGGACGGGAGAAGGAACCUGCUGCUGUCGGUGGGGAUGUUGGAGGGCAAGUUGGGGUUCAGGGUGGUGGGGAGAGGUGUGGGAAUCUUUUCUUCUGUGCUAGUCGCACGACGAGGGCUUAUAUUGAUAUGUUCAUGUCUGCUGGGAGUAGUGGAGUUUCUGUUUUGGAGGGAUUGGCUGUGCUGUGGGCUACUGAGGUUUGUUAUCUUCGGUCUUGGAGGUUUGCGGCGGAGUGUAUGAGUAAGGAUGGGGAGAAAGAUUAUAGGAAGGAUGCGGAUGGAGGUGCGUUGAGGGAGAAGUUUAUUGAGAAUUGGGCUAGUGUUGAGUUUGAAGGGUUUGUUGAUCGGAUUGGGGAUGUUGUUGAUGAGAUGGCGGGACAGAUUAAAGGGGCGGAGGAGUUGAAGAUUAUGCAGGCAAGGUGUUUGGAGUGGUGGAGGCAGAUCGUUUGGUUGGAGGAGAAUUUUUGGCCGAAUGUCAAAUGA